CGAAACGUAACUCGUCACAUACGCCUGGCACUUGCACAUGGCGCCUUCGCCACCGCUGCGCUCGCACAGUGGAAAAGGUCGACGCCCUCGUUCGCCGAACCCACCGUCAACGCUCGACGGCGAUUGCGGUGCUGAGGAGAGGCACCGAUGGUGAUGCGUGAGGGUCGGCGCUUGCGCAUCUCGGCAGCAUGUGCGGCGAUGAUGGCCUGCGCCACACCGCAGCCGCAGCACUGCCCCACAUCAAUCUACUACUAGCGGUGUACAGCGGUGCGGCACUGGCGAUGAGUGCGCGACUCAAGUGGGAUCCCAGCGCGUAUGUGUUGCUGCGUGAGCUGCUGCCAAUGGAGUACAACGCCGCGGCCGUGGCGCUGCCUACGUUGGCACUCUUGCUGUUGUUGCUGGGGCAUCUCGCCCAUGCUGCUACGCCCCCCAGUCGCAGGUUGCUUUACUCGUACGCGGCCUUGAUGGUGGCACUUGUGGUGGCUGAGGUGACAAUCGCGGUGUUGGCCUGGCGACGCGUGCACGAGUGGCUACGUUCGCCAUCCGCCGUCGCGGCCGCGGAGAUGCAGCGCGAGCUGGGCGAACACCUGUUGCCACUGCUGCGCGCACUCUCACGACUCUAUCCGUUGCCCACCAAGCUAACCGAUCUUAUCGAGGAGGCGAAGGCGGAUUUGCCGCGAAACGGAUAUGUGGCGGGCGGCGCAGCAGUGUUGCUGCUGCUCCUGCAAAUAGCGGGAGCAAUGGCAGCGUUGCUGCUCGCGAGCCCCGGGUCGUACAAAACCGCACGCGCGUCGCUCACCCACGCAACCCGCAACAGCCUCACCGGCCGCGGCGUGUCGGCCGACCCGCGCAGUCACCGCGGCUACACGUACGACAGCGUCGCGUCCGCGCCCUCGGUCCCGAGGACGUCGUCACACUCGUCGUAACACUACACCGACACUGAUAUUGUUAUUGUCUAAGACCUUAGUUCCCAAAGUGGUCCAGGUGGACCACCAGGGGUCCACGGGAAACUCGACGGGAGUCUGCGUUGGCGUGACAAAAAAAUGUGGGUUCACAUUUCGUAUGCGUGAAGAACUAAAAUGAUAAUAUUUUAAGAAGCUCAGCGACUGUUACUUGUAAAAACUUGCAUAUUCCAUAUUCAGUACGACGUGUCUUUACUUUUUUGACAUCCAAUCACAGCACAAUCAAUUAAAUUCUCACUUUUUUUUCGAAAACUAUUAAUUUGUGGUUGGAACUCAGGAAUUUGCGUUGCAAAUUUCCAUAGUUGGAUCUAAUCUUCACAUUUUUUGUCGAGUUUUGGGAAUAUGGUAGAAAUGUAGCUGCAGGGUGUCCACCGGAACCAGCUAAAUUUUGAAAGUGGUCUAUGAGAGAAAACGUCUGGGAACCUCUGGUCUAAGACAUUUGUAUAUAACUAUGAAUAGAUAGGUCAAUUUAUCUAAUAGCGAUUAAAAUUAAAUGUUAUAGUU
Hyposmocoma kahamanoa is the source of this 1466-nucleotide messenger RNA. RefSeq lists its product as uncharacterized. NCBI's taxonomy places the organism in Eukaryota, Metazoa, Arthropoda, Insecta, Lepidoptera, Cosmopterigidae. The coding region runs from base 189 to 926 and encodes 245 amino acids. The record is from RefSeq and is a predicted model, not a curated record. The transcript has 5 exons.